Eucalyptus grandis is the source of this 804-nucleotide messenger RNA. RefSeq lists its product as uncharacterized. Lineage: Eukaryota; Viridiplantae; Streptophyta; Magnoliopsida; Myrtales; Myrtaceae. The transcript has 4 exons. The record is from RefSeq and is a predicted model, not a curated record. The coding region runs from base 194 to 640 and encodes 148 amino acids.
ACUUUUUCAGUUCCAUCUACUCCCACGUGCAGUUCCUUUCUGAACUUCAGAAACUCCAACCCGUGCAAGACCGCUAGGGCUUCGGCUUGAACAGGGGAUGAAGCUCGGACUUCUCGCAUGAAGCCGUCGAUGACUUGUCCGAUCUGAUCUUGCAGUAUUCCGGCUACCGAUCCGACAUGUUCUCCUUGUACCCAUGAGCAAUCGACAUUUAAUUUCAUCGACCCUCUCUCCGACGGUCUCCAUCUUCUCUAGAUGUGCUUGCACUAUAUCAACUAUGGUGUUCGGAUCCGGUGGCUUAGCUCUGAAGAUGAAGUUGUUUCGAGCUUUCCAUACAAACCAGAGCACCGUCACAACAAGCUCAUUCUCGGAGCAAGAACAAGUGCUCGAUGGUCUCCGGAUGGGUGUUGCAGAGCGGGCAAAUCGGGUUAGGCUCGACGAAGUUUCUCUUGAUCCACCUUCCCCCAUACUCUUUGAUUAUUUUCUUGGAGCCGCGCAAGUGAGAUUGAAGGGAAGGGCAUGGGCAAUGCAAGUUUUUGAGCUAGAAAAGCUUCUGAAACUUGUUUCAUUGUGGGUCUUGACUUUGGAUCCCCACUUAAGCAAGCAAGCGCCAGAGAAACUAUCAGAACAAUACUUCUUAUGACAGAAUUCUGUCUUGGAAUUGGCAAGCGUGGAUCUAAUAUUUGAUUUAGCAUAAUAUCAUCUUGGAAAAGUGUCGGCAACAUUAAGAUGAUAUCACUUGGAUGCUUCCCCAUUAUCGUUUCUAUUGCUACCACUCCAAAGCUAUAUACAUCGCAUUUCUCAUUA